Molecule: messenger RNA, 2238 nt
Organism: Lachancea lanzarotensis
Lineage: Eukaryota; Fungi; Ascomycota; Saccharomycetes; Saccharomycetales; Saccharomycetaceae
Product: LALA0S09e06084g1_1
Exons: 1
Coding region: 1-2238 (745 amino acids)
Biological process (GO): trehalose catabolic process
Cellular component (GO): cytoplasm
Molecular function (GO): calcium ion binding; alpha,alpha-trehalase activity
Source: RefSeq, a predicted model, not a curated record
AUGGCGGAUGAGUCUCAGACAGUACCUAAACACCAUCAACGGACCAACUCACUAGAUCAGUUUACCGACCCUUUUUCCACUGCUGAGAUCUAUUAUGGACCAUCUAACGAUCCUAGUAAGAGACAUGUCAAGGGGUUCAAUCGGACCAGGACCAUGAGCGUGUUGGGUAAUUCUUCGAAAUUCAAAACCAGGGAUUUCACCUCAGUGCUGCCUGUCACAAGACGCGGUUCUGAGGAUGACAGCUAUCUGAGCUCUAAAGGAAGAAGAAAAUUCUUCAUUGAAGACGUAGAUGCAACUUUAGAACAAUUGCUAAGUGGCGAAGACACUGAUCGUAACUACCAGAUCACCAUUGAGGAUACAGGACCUAAGACGAUCCGUAUUGGAACAGCGAACUCAAAUGGAUAUAAGAAACUCAGCAUCAAAGGCACGUACAUGUUGUCCAACUUACUACAAGAAUUAACCCUUGCCAAAAGUUUUGGAAGGAAACAAGUUGUUCUUGAUGAAGCGAGGUUGAAUGAAAACCCGGUCAACAGACUAGAGAGACUCAUUGUGACGCAAUUUUGGAAAUCUUUGACAAGAAGGAUCGACUUAUACAACGUGGCAGUAAUUGCUGCGGAUGGCAAAAUUGACACUCCUGCUGCGAAGGUCCCUCGGAUAUAUGUGCCCCACAACUGUCCAGACCAGUAUGAGUUUUACAUCCAGGCGUCCCAAAUGAAUCCUACUUCGAACCUGGAUGUGGAAUAUUUGCCCGAAGAUAUCACUCCCGAAUAUGUGAAAUCUAUUAAUGAUCGGCCUGGGCUCUUGGCCCUAGCUAUGGAAAAACACAUGGAUCCUGCCACGGGUGAAGAGGCGAUGUUUAGCUAUCCAUAUGCUGUCCCAGGUGGCAGGUUCAACGAGUUGUAUGGUUGGGAUUCUUACAUGAUGGCACUUGGACUUCUAGAGGGUAGCAAAAUUGACGUUGCUAGAGGGAUGGUUGAGCACUUCAUCUUUGAGAUUGAUCACUACGGAAAAAUUCUCAACGCAAACAGAAGCUACUACUUGUGUAGAUCGCAACCUCCAUUCCUCACUGACAUGGCGCUCAAAGUGUUCGAGAAAAUGGGUGGAAAGAGCAAUCCAGACGCCGUUUCCCUUUUAAAGCGCGCUUUUUCGGCUGCGGUAAAAGAGUAUAAAACAGUUUGGAUGGCAUCUCCUAGAUUGGAUGAAAACACUGGCUUAUCAUGCUAUCACCCGAACGGUCUUGGUAUACCACCAGAGACAGAGGCUGGCCACUUCGACGCUGUUCUCAAACCGUUUGCCGAAAAAAAUAAGGUCACGUUAGAGGAAUUCAGAGAUCUUUACAAUGAUGGUGUAGUUUUGGAGCCAGAGUUGGAUGAAUACUUUCUACACGAUAGAGGCGUCAGGGAGUCAGGACACGAUACAACCUACAGAUUUGACGGUGUGUGUGGGUUCCUUGCAACCAUUGAUCUAAACUCACUGCUUUACAAGUACGAGGUCGAUAUCGCAGACCACAUUGAAACGUUCCAUGGUGGCGAGUUUACAGAUCUGUUGGGAGAGAAAACAGAAGUCUCUUAUUGGCAGAAACAAGCUGCAAAACGGAAGGAAAGAAUAAAUGAAUAUCUCUGGGAUGAGGAAACUGGGUUCUUUUAUGACUACCAUAUCAAGUUUAAAGAAAAAAUCACGUAUGAAUCCGCUACAACUUUGUGGGCUUUAUGGGCCGGUGUAGCGACACAACAUCAGGCCAAUAGAAUGGUGCGUCUUGCAAUACCCAAGUUAGAAAUGCUUGGUGGUCUCGUUUCCUGCACCGAACAAUCUAGGGGAGAAGUUUCAAUUGAGAGACCCACCAGACAGUGGGAUUACCCGUUUGGAUGGGCGCCUCAUCAAAUUCUUGCAUGGGAAGGGCUCACCAAGUAUGAGUAUGAAGGUGAAACUAGAAGGUUGGCCUACAGGUGGCUCUUCCUAAUGACAAAGGCUUUUGUGGACUACAACGGAAUCGUAGUUGAGAAGUACGAUGUUACUAAAGGUACUGACCCUCACAGAGUGGAGGCCGAGUACGGAAACCAAGGUGCCGAUUUUAAGGGAGUGGCCACAGAGGGAUUCGGCUGGGUCAAUGCGAGCUUUGUACUAGGAUUGAAGUUUAUGGAUACACAAGCGAGAAGGGCUCUCGCGUCUUGCAUAAACCCUGAUUUAUUUUUUGCAAAUCUGAGAGCAGACCAGCGGAAGCAAUAUGGCCUAUCUUGA